ACAGAUGGAUUCUCCAGCAGACAUGACUCCAUCACCGACCAGGACCUGCUGCAGCUCUCGGAGCAGCUUUACCUGCUGGACCACAACAAAGCUCAACCAACAGACAUUGCCCUCAACCCCCAGCACCAGGUGUCCCCCAGUGAGACUGGGGACAAGGAGGACAAGUCCCCUCAGCCGCUCUACAAGUAUGUCAACGAGGAGCUCUUCUCCAAACCCACCUACUCCAGCUUCAUCAAGCUGCUGGAUAAUUACCAGAGGGCCACGGGGAGGGAGGAGGAGGUGACAGCAGAGGAGCUGCAGGAGCAGGAGAACUUCCUCAAGGAGGUGAUGAAAACAGAGGUCAUGAAGAAACUCUCUGCUUUCCUUCAGGGAAAAA
Acanthisitta chloris (rifleman) is the source of this 376-nucleotide messenger RNA. Its product is annotated as poly(U)-specific endoribonuclease-like. Gene Ontology annotation, molecular function: RNA endonuclease activity. NCBI's taxonomy places the organism in Eukaryota, Metazoa, Chordata, Aves, Passeriformes, Acanthisittidae. The annotation marks the transcript as partial. The record is from RefSeq and is a predicted model, not a curated record. The transcript is spliced from 2 exons.